AUGGCCGAUCGUUUACGCGCCCCGGCGAGCUUCUUGACUCAGUCCAAUGCUUUGCUUAGAAAGAACUUAACCUUUCAGAAACGAAAUAUGUGCUCGAAUGUAUCGCUGGUUUUAAUACCUUGUUUGCUGUGUUUGAUUUUGCUUGGUCUACAAAUUGCGACAGACAAAAUGAAAAUGGAAGAAUCCAAAGGGAACUUAAUCAAGUGCGAUAACAGCAGCAGCGGUUUCGAUGAAAGGAGCCCUUGUCCCUAUCCUAAGCCUCGAGAAUGGCCUCCGGUAUUGCAUAUACCCGAUGCUACUUCUCGUGCAGUUACAAGUGACUCUGUUAUUCCUUUCACAGACUUGCCCGACGAGUCAUGCAGGGCUAACGGCUCCUGUCCUCUCACUAUACUGGUCACUGGAAAUAAUCAGUCUUUUGGACAAAUUUUGGCUGGGAAUUUGUUGUCCAAUGAUUUCCCUCUCAAUUCCUCUGAUGUCAUGGAUUUUCUGGCCAACAAUGUCAUGGGAUCUCACUCCUUACCUAGAGCUCCCAACUUUUUAGACGGAGCUUUCUUCAUACAAACCAUCUAUAAGGUGCAGCGCCAAUGCUCCCCCAACUCUACAUUCUCCAUUCCACCUUUUUGCUUGCCAAACUUUGUCUUGAAUCCAGAGGUUAGAUGUGUUGAAGCUUUGACUUUGUGGCGCAACAAUUCUUCUGAUAUAAACAAUGAGCUAUAUAAAGGAUACCCAAAGGGGAACCCAGAGAGGAAAGUUAAUGAAAUACUUGCAGCCUAUGAUUUCUUAAACUCAAAUGAGAACAGUUUUAAUGCAAUCCUUUGGUACAAUUCAAGCUUGAGGAGGAGUGUUGGUUCUGAUCUGCAGCGGAUUGGGCGCUCAGUGAAUCUGGCAUCCAAUGCCUACCUUCAGUUUUUGCAAGGCCCUGGUACCAAAAUGCUGUUUGAGUUUGUCAAAGAAAUGCCUAAGCCUGUAACCAACGUAGUAAGCAUACCGGAUCUUUCCUCUCUACUUGGUCCACUCUUCUUUACAUGGAUCAUUUUACUGCUGUUCCCGGUUGUUUUGAAGUCACUGGUUUACGAGAAACAACAAAAACUGAGAAUCAUGAUGAAAAUGCAUGGCCUUGGUGAUGGACCGUAUUGGAUGAUCUCCUAUGCCUAUUUUCUUGCAGUUUCUUUGAUCUACAUGCUGCUGUUUAUGGCAGUUGGCUCCAUCAUAGGGUUAAAAUUCUUCACAAUCAAUGACUACAGCAUCCAGUUGGUUUUUUACUUCAUCUAUAUGAACUUGCAAAUAGCAGCGGCUUUUCUAGUAGCUUCAAUGUUUUCAAACGUUAAGGCUUGUACAGCUAUAGGUUACAUUCUGGUCUUUGGAACUGGGCUUUUGGCAGAAAAUCUUUUUCGAAGCUUCAUCGAAGAUGCAUCAGUCUCUAGACGCGGGAUCAUUCUUUUACAGUUGUAUCCUGGCUUCUCUCUGUAUCGUGGAUUAUACGAGCUAGCACAAUACCCCUUGCAAGAAAAAAGGGUUGGGAUGGGAUGGGGCGAUUUGAAUGAUAACCAGAAUGGGAUGAGAGAGGUCUUCAUUAUCAUGGUUAUUGAGUGGUUUGUGGUGCUUUUUGUUGCAUAUUGCAUUGACCAAGUUGUAUCAUCUGGAAGUGGAAAAAGUCCUUUAUUUUUCUUGCAAAGGAUUAGGAAGAAGAAACUUACAUCUCUAAGGAGGCCUAGUUUGCAAAGGCAGGGAUCUAAAGUUUCCAUUCAGAUGGAGAAAUCUGAUGUUAGUCACGAGAUCGAGAUGGUUGAGAGGUUGGUAUUGGAACAAAAUACAAGUCAUGCGAUCGUUUGUGACAACCUCAAAAAGGUGUAUCCGGGAAGAGAUGGAAACCCUGAGAAAUUUGCAGUGAAAGGGUUGUCUCUUGCUUUGCCUCCAGGGGAGUGCUUUGGUAUGCUUGGCCCCAAUGGUGCAGGGAAGACCUCUUUUAUUAGUAUGAUGACUGGUCUCACAAAACCAACCUCUGGCACAGCAUAUGUUCAUGGUAUGGACAUUCGGACGCAAAUGAACAAUAUAUAUACCAGCAUGGGAUUUUGUCCACAGCAUGACCUACUGUGGGAAACACUGACUGGAAGGGAGCAUCUACUAUUUUAUGGCAGACUUAAGAACCUCAAAGGUCGUGCCUUAAUGCAAGCAGUGGAAGAAUCUUUGAAGAGUGUCAAGCUAUUUGAUGGUGGGAUUGCUGACAAACAAGCAGGGAAAUACAGUGGAGGCAUGAAGAGAAGGCUCAGCGUCGCAAUUUCGUUGAUAGGGGACCCCAAAGUUGUUUACAUGGACGAGCCUAGUACUGGACUUGAUCCAUCUUCGAGAAACCAUCUAUGGAAUGUUAUAAAGACUGCAAAACAAGACCGGGCAAUCAUCCUAACCACACAUUCCAUGGAAGAGGCAGAGGUCCUGUGUGAUCGAUUAGGAAUUUUCGUAGAUGGCAGGAUGCAGUGUAUAGGAAACCCGAAGGAGCUGAAGGGGAGACAUGGAGGGUUGUAUGUCUUUACGAUGACAACAAGUUGGGAACAUGAGGAAGAAGUGGAGAGGAUAGUACAGAAGUUGUCACCCAACGCGAACAAGACAUACCGACUGUCGGGGACACAGAAGUUUGAACUGCCCAAAAAUGAGGUCAGAAUUGCAGAUGUAUUCCAAGCAGUGGAGUUUGCAAAGAGUAGAUUCCCAGUGUUUGCAUGGGGUGUGGUUGACACUACUUUGGAGGAUGUCUUCAUUAAGGUUGCUGCAGCUGCAGCUGAAUCUUCAUCAUAUGAUAUAUGAAACCCCAACGUAGUACUAGAUUUUAACAUGAUUAACUGUUGAAUAUUGUUAGAAGAUGAGUUUAAUAUGCCUGCCAUUCA
Messenger RNA from Prunus mume (Japanese apricot), 2879 nucleotides. The record is from RefSeq and is a predicted model, not a curated record. NCBI's taxonomy places the organism in Eukaryota, Viridiplantae, Streptophyta, Magnoliopsida, Rosales, Rosaceae.